CCCUCCUCUCCUCUCCAGCUGUCAGCCCUCCUGAGAAGUGGCAUGUUGUCCAGUGUCACAGCUCAGAGCGCACUCCUGCUUUUCAUCCUGUCUCCAAAAAGCGCGCAAUUUAUGCCAUAAUCAUUGAUUUACUGGGAGGGGUUCAUUUUUUCACUUUUAUUGCAAUGGCAAAAUGGUCACUUUUCUUUUUAUACUUUUUCCAAGGACUACUUCCCAUUAUCUUUGGGCAGCAGCGCACAGCUGGCCCCUGGCGGCACCGGAUUCAGUGGGAGAACAACGGGCAGGUUUACAGUUUAAUGAGCACUGGAUCAGAGUACCAGGCUCCGGUUCGGUCCAGAAGUCAUUCGAGGCUUUAUGUGAGCAGCAGGAGGGAUGGCACCGGGAGCCAAAUCCCGGGAGCGCAGACAAGAAUGACUGGACAGAGUGAAUCCAGACACUUCAGGACUGAUCAGCCAGGAUCCUUCACAUCUGUCAGACAAGUUAAUGGUCGCGCGUCAGGGGCCCGUCGGCUGCCUGAUCGCUCUUAUGGAGCAGGAGCUGCAGGAUAUCCAGGUGCGCGAAGAUUUAACCCUGAAAACACUAACGCCAUCAACGCCUCUUCAUUGAAUACUUUAACAGAUUUCCUCGGCAGAAGAGGAGCUGCUAUCAGAGGGGCUAACACGGCACUACACACCAGAGGAGGGGAUCCAGGCCCCGGAGCGCAAAACCAGCAGUUACGCGCAGCGCCAGGGGCGAUGCAUGUCUCCAGGCAACCAGCGCAGACCGAUCACUCCAUCUCAGCAUAUCCCACAACUGUAGAAACCGAAUCUGAGGCUCCAGUUCCGUUUCCUGCACUUAGUGAGGAUGGUUUAAACGAAAUAGUCAGUAAUGGAGAGAGCAUGGUUAACGACGACCCUCGAAAUCCGUUUAAAAACCACAGGAAUUCUAUUUUCUACAACAUGUAUCCCACAAGAGGAAGGUCAGUAGCCCGUCGUCCGCCUGGCGCAGGAUACGGAACAAGAUUUUUCCAAAAUGGACUGCCAGACCUCGUGCCAGACCCAUAUGCCAUCCAAGCAGGUGCUUAUAUCCAGCGCAUGCAGAUGUAUGCGCUCCGCUGUGCAGCUGAGGAGAACUGUCUGGCCAGGUCGGCUUAUGGACCUGCGGUGCGAGACAUCGACUUCAGAGUCCUCCUGCGGUUCCCACAGAAAGUGAAGAACCAAGGCACCACUGACUUCCUCCCUGUCAAGCCAAGACACCAGUGGGACUGGCACAGCUGUCACCAGCACUACCACAGCAUGGACGCCUUCAGUAACUACGACCUGCUGGAUGUCAUCACAGGACGUAAAGUGGCCGAGGGACACAAGGCCAGUUUCUGUCUGGAGGACACAGGCUGUGACCCUGGAAUCAGGCGGCGCUAUGCCUGUACAUCUCACACACAGGGACUGAGCCCAGGAUGCCAUGACAUCUAUGCUGCCAACAUUGACUGUCAGUGGAUCGACAUCACUGAUGUCCCUCCAGGAAACUACAUCCUGAAGGUUACUGUCAAUCCCAACCUCCAUGUUCUGGAGUCAGACUUUACCAACAACAUAGUGAGAUGUGAUAUCACCUACACAGGAAUCUAUGUUCAGACACGCAACUGUCGAGUAACAAGAGGUUGAACCAUUUCCUGUAAUAUCUGCAGGAGUUUUGCAGCCAAAUAUCUCUCCCUGCUGGACAGCAACAUUCGAAGAGAAAGUGCAAUUGGUAACAUUUUUGUAUUACAAAUGUAGCUGUGAGUUACACUUCUGCUAUGAAGGCUUAAGCUGCAUUUAUUGGUAAUAAAUGCAAAAUCAGUUUACACACUUUUGUUAAUGAAACUAGUGAUAUCAUCAGACUUACUUGAUUAUGUAUUUUGAGAAAUGAUAUUUUGUUUUGUUUGUUUUUUGGUUUUGCUUUAACAAAUACAAGUACUGUUGAUAGAUGCUUCUGUUUCUUGCACGCUGGUUAACUGCUUGACAUGUGUGUUUUGCUGCUGUUCAUUGUUCUUGUCUUGUUUGGCUGCUUUGUCUUACUAGUAUUGCACAUCAUUAGUUCUCAUAGUUUUAUUGGGAGGAUAAGAAAUUCUAUAUUUUUGUUACUGACAAAGAAUGUCACGGAAAGAUUGAAACCAACUAUUUCUUAUGAAUUCUGACUGCAUUGGUCUGAUGAGAUGUCACAUAACAUGCUGUGGCAGUUUUCAUAAAAUGCAAAAACAAUGAGAAUUUCAGUUGUUAUGAGGCAUCAUCUGUUGUCAUCCACUUUGACACACUACGUGGGAUAAAACAAUCAAUUGUCAAACCUGAUGCUUAUCUUAAGUCAUAAUGUCUUUCAGACAGACCUGUCAUCAGGUAUUUAUUUAAAAAGUUAAAUAACCUCCAAAAAUAGAUGUGCACUGUAGUUAUGGUAAUUUUCACAAACGUCACUCAAACUGGAGUAAAUAUGGCAUUUGAAAGUGAGUUUUCAGGCAGGCAGAUGGUGUACAUGGGAUCAACCAAAAUAGAACCACAAUGCCAAUAUUCAUGAGGAUGAAGGAAAGCCCAGUUAAACAGCAUGAAUCAUAAUUUGAGGAGAAGCUUUGGAUGCACAUAGACAGUAAUUGCUGGUAGAGUUCAUCGUUGGUCUUUUCAUGGGAUGUCUUGAUAAUAGAAAAAUAAAGACUAUCAACUGACAUAUCCUUUAACCUGUUGGUGGUCAUAAUAGAAAAUUGUAAACAGUUAUUUUGCGUUAAAUAGUUAGUGCAGUAUAUGGGAGUAUGUUUUCAUGAAUGUGUAUAACUGAGUGAAUGGAAAAUAUUGAAAACUGUUAGUACUCUUAAAACAUUGUUGAAAACCUUAUUACAUUCUGUUUGGUAUGUUGGAUUUGAUGCAAUAAAUAUUGAGGAUUUAGGAGUUUAUCAUGACUACAGCUCUAUCCUUGUCUUUUAAAAAGACAGCCAGAAGCAGAGCUGUUUAAAGUGCCAGAAUGUGAAAAUUACUUCACUAUAUCUGUGUAUCGCAAAAGAUUUUCUCUGAUUUGUAACAUGUCUGUGUUUUCCGCUAAAAAUUCCAGGAGCUAUAAAAGAAUAAGUGCUUUAAACAGUUUCAGAUCCUGCAUUCCAGCUGGACAAGAGCAACUUGUUCAUACUGGGUUACCUUAGCACACUGUGGGACUUCAUCAGCUGAAUGAGGAGCUUUACUUUGAGUGAUGCGUGCAGAUCGUGGCCUCAGAGACAAACACGCCUGCAGGCAGACACUGGCGGCAUGUUUGCUGACAGACCUCUGUGAAGACAGCGCUCAGGAUCUUAUACAGCCCUGCCAUAUCUACUAAAACACAGCAGAGCAGGAUGAAUAGAAUCCUUUUCUCACUGUCCUUGUUUAAAAGAGGCUCUCUCAGCUGCUGGUUAAGACUCCCUCUUGGCUUAGAAUUCAUCACAUCAUGGCUUACUUCACGUCCAUGGGAGAUAGUCUAAGUCAACACUCGUUUUAAUAGCACUAGGAUAUUUUAUCUGAGUGGGAGGAUUGAUUCAACCUGCCACAGAAUAUCUCUGCCGAGUCACUCAAACAUGUUUUUACUGAGGACAAAUGUGUUUUUCCAGCAAACACAAACAGCUUCAAACAGCAAAAGAACGACAGAAGAAGCCUGUGUGUGGAUCAUAUUCAUCGUGGUGUCGGUUGUGGUUCGCCUCAUUCAAAGAUAGUUUUCCUUUGAACAAAUCAUUGUCUCAAACAAGCUUUACAUAUGAUGAAGUGGUUUUGAAUGAUGUACUGGAAAACAGGCUCCAGACAAUGUAUACGCUGUUAAAUGCACAGAUGUUGGGUAUUUACAACAAGACCAAGCUCAGUCUCAGCUUAAGACAGCAGUGAACCGGGGAGAUUAAGCGCAAUUGAAAUGGUUUACAUUGGAAGUUGCCAAGGUGCUUCCCUGCCAGAGUAGAUUGUCUAUGUUAUUGAAAGUGUCUGGAAAAUCCCCCCUACUCCUAUUUAGCCAGCUCCAUUCCUGUCUGCCUAGGAACUUUGAAGGCAAUAUUUGCAGACAGCAACUGUUUGAGCAGAGGAUCUCUGCUCUGUGGAGUUAAAGUCUGGAUCUGCUGCACAGCCAUGCUAACAGCUAUACAAGGCUGCAGUAAGGCAGUGCUUUAAGAUAGAUGUUAACAUUACAAGGCAAACAUUAUCACAAUCUAACUGACAUGAGAAUUUUUAUUGAGAUAUAAUGUUUAAGAUAUUUACCAUUUUAGUUUGGCUUAAUUAAACAUUAUGUAAAUUUAGACACUAAAUGAACAGUGAAGGAUUAUUAACCCACUGGAGCCCAAAACCUGCCAGCAGGUUUAAAAGGCAUGUUUUUUUUUGUUGUAGUUGUUUUUGAAGUCAAAAUGACACCAUUGAACAAAGCAAAAAAACUGUGAAAACUGAAAAAUUUGUCAGAUUUUCAACUUUCUGUCAGUAAGUACAGCAUAUGCUUCUGUCAGGUAAAAUAACAACUCUAAUAUGAAAAUUGUGAUAUUUAGGCAAAAUUGCAUCAUUCAACAUGUCUCAUUUA
This is a messenger RNA of Amphiprion ocellaris (clown anemonefish), 4512 nucleotides long. RefSeq names its product lysyl oxidase-like 5b (gene loxl5b). Bases 165 to 1637 code for a protein of 490 amino acids. The transcript has 7 exons. Gene Ontology annotation, biological process: peptidyl-lysine oxidation. The record is from RefSeq and is a predicted model, not a curated record. NCBI's taxonomy places the organism in Eukaryota, Metazoa, Chordata, Actinopteri, Pomacentridae. Gene Ontology annotation, molecular function: protein-lysine 6-oxidase activity; copper ion binding.